GAACUUUUUCUGAUAACGAUGAUCAUCAAGAAAAAAGUAUAGUGCUGCUAAUUAAUCAUAUUCUUCUUCUGCAAGUUCGUUCAUUACCAUAUCUUUUAGAAAUUAAAGGUAUUUUCCACUAAAGAAAGAAGAAUCAAUGGACUUCUUGAAGCUUUUCAUUGUUGCAUUAAUGUCAGUUCUGAAGCUAUUGUUGCUCACCUCUGUUGGAAUAUUCCUUGCACUUGAUAGAAUUGACAUACUCAAUGAUAUUGCUAUGAAGCACUUAAAUUCUUUGGUAUUUUAUGUCUUCACUCCAGCUCUUAUUUCAAGUAGCUUAGCAAAAACUAUAACUCUAAGGAGCAUGAUUAUGUUGUGGUUCAUGCCACUAAACAUUUUUAUUACAUAUAUUAUUGGAUCAGCACUUGGAUGGUUACUUAACAAAAUAAGCAGAGUUCCUCGUCAUCUUCAAGGAGUUGUGUUAGGGUGCUGCUCUGCAGGAAAUAUGGGAAAUUUGUUGCUUAUUAUAGUUCCAGCAGUGUGCAAAGAAAAUGGAAACUAUUUUGGAGCAAAUAAGGAUGUUUGCUACAGAAAUGGACUAGGAUAUGCUUCUUUGUCACAAGCAGUAGGUAAUAUUUACAUGUGGUCUUAUGUCUACAACAUUAUCCGCAUAUAUUCGAAUAAGAAUUCCACCGUGGCGCAAGUAGAUGACUCCGAAGAAAAUGAACUAGAAAACAUUUCAAGAUGUUCCAAUGAACAAUUGGUUAAUGUUGAGAGCAAAUCAGAGACUACUCAUCAUGUGGAUCAAUUUGAAAUAAUGGAACAUGCAAUGCCUAUUAGAGAAGCAAAGGUAACAAGAAUGGGAAAUGUUAUGAAACAAAUGCAAAUAUUGGCCAAAAAGAUUGAUGUGAAGACACUAUUAUCACCUUCAACAAUUGGAUCGAUGGUUGGUUUGGUAAUCGGUGUAGUCCCUCAAUUUCGAAAAGUGUUAGUCGGCGACGGCGCGGCUCUCCGGGUGGUUCAAGACUCUGUAACAAUGCUGGGGGAUGCACUCAUUCCAUCAUUGACUUUGGUACUUGGUGCAAAUCUUCUAAAGGGCUUAAAAGGACAAAGCAUGAACCUUAAAAUCAUUGUUGGAAUUGUUGUAGUGAAGGGUAUUGCAGUUCCAGCAAUAGGCAUAGGCAUCAUCAAAGCCGCGACCCGAUUCGGAUUGAUCAACCCGGAUCCGUUGUAUCAGUUUGUUUUGCUUCUUCAGUAUGCUGUUCCACCUGCUGUAGCCAUAAGCACAGUUACUCAAUUAUUUGGAGCUGGUGAGGGUGAAUGCUCAGUAAUAAUGCUAGCAGCUUAUGCUUGUGCCACAGUUUUCCUUACUCUUUGGUGCACAUUUUUUAUGUGGCUUGUACUCUAAAUUCUUUUUUAUUUUUCUAUUUCAACAUUUUUCUUUACAAUAGACAUUAGAAAGAUAAUUAUUAGAAGAGUAGUAUAUCACUUUUUUAUGUAACAAAUCCAU
This is a messenger RNA of Arachis duranensis, 1486 nucleotides long. RefSeq names its product protein PIN-LIKES 3-like. The transcript has 11 exons. Lineage: Eukaryota; Viridiplantae; Streptophyta; Magnoliopsida; Fabales; Fabaceae. Gene Ontology annotation, cellular component: membrane. The record is from RefSeq and is a predicted model, not a curated record. Gene Ontology annotation, biological process: endoplasmic reticulum to cytosol auxin transport. The coding region runs from base 137 to 1384 and encodes 415 amino acids.